This is a messenger RNA of Raphanus sativus (radish), 2018 nucleotides long. RefSeq names its product protein IQ-DOMAIN 13. The transcript has 6 exons. Gene Ontology annotation, molecular function: protein binding. Bases 351 to 1871 code for a protein of 506 amino acids. NCBI's taxonomy places the organism in Eukaryota, Viridiplantae, Streptophyta, Magnoliopsida, Brassicales, Brassicaceae. The record is from RefSeq and is a predicted model, not a curated record.
CAAAGUAAACCCUCAUAAACCAAAUAUUUCAAAAGAAAAAACACAUGAUAGAAUAGAAAGGCAACUAAGAAGAAGAAAGGAAAAAUAAUAUAGACAAGAGUCUUUCUUCUCUGGUUGCUUCUUUUUAUUUCUUUCUUUCUCUGGACCAGCUUUCUGCUACGUUACUUCUUUCAGAGAACUCUGAACCAAGGAACUUUUGUAGUUGAGGCUUGGUGAAACUGAGGAAUCAUGCUAAGUUUCCAAAAUCUUGGUCAUCAUCAGUAAGCUAUGUUUCCUAUGAAAACAAAAUCAGCAUAUGUACGUUCUGUUUCUUGUUAUUAGCAGUUAGAAAGUAAAGUAAUGAUCAAGAAAUGGGGAAGAAAGGAAGUUGGUUUUCUGCAAUCAAAAGGGUUUUCACACCACAUUCCAAAGAGAAGCAGCUAAGCAACAACAACCAAGAACCAGAGAGAAAGAGCAGCAACAACAACAAGAAAGAACAGAAGAAGAAAGGUUUACGGAAGAAGCUGAGAGAUGGAGAAACCAAUUCUUUUCUACCAAUCUUCAGACAACCUAGCAGUAUCGAAAAGAUCUUGUGUGAAGCCGAACGAGAACAUAACCUUGUCUUCAGGCCACCAACUCCAACAGACCGAGCAACCUCUGCUCCAUCUCCUCAUAUUAGGCCUGCUUCUCCUAAAGUGUCUUCUCAAAGAUAUGUCUCUUCUCCAAGACCAAUCUCGCCAAGAGUUGCUUCCCCUAGAACCCUUUCUCCAAAACCUCCUUCUCCAAGAGCGGCUUCACCUAGGAUUGUGCAGCGACGCGAGUUUGUGCGUAGACCAGAGCCAACUUUACUGGUCAAGAAAGCUUGUGCUACAAAGAUUCAGGCGGCUUUUAGAGGUUACAUGGCAAGGAGGAGUUUCAGAGCUUUGAAAGGUCUUGUUAGGCUUCAAGGUGUGGUGAGAGGACACAGUGUGAAACGUCAGACAAUGAAUGCAAUGAAGUAUAUGCAGCUUUUGGUACGUGUUCAAACACAAGUCCAGUCACGUCGCAUACAAAUGCUAGAACACCGAGCUAGGAAUGAAAAAGAUGACCCUAAGUUAGCCUGUAGCCUUGAGUCUGAUGAUUGGGAUGAUAGUGUGCUGACAAAAGAGGAGAAAGAAGCGAGACUACAUAGGAAGAUUGAUGCAGUGAUCAAAAGAGAACGGUCCAUGGCAUAUGCAUAUUCUCAUCAGUUGUGGAAGAACAGUCCAAGGUCUGCUCAGGACAUUCGAACAAACGGUGUCCCACUUUGGUGGAACUGGGUAGACAAGCAGAACAACCAAACACCACCUUUCAGGCUAACACCAACACGACCAAGUCCAAGCCCUCAGGCUCAUUCUAGCAACAAAAACCAUUUCAGGCUCAACAACAGUUUCGAUGUCUCCACGCCAAACUCAUCAAAAUCCGCAUACCUCACUCCUUCUAGACCCAUUCACACUCCACAACCAUCAAGAUACUCACGAGGAGGAGGAAGAGGUACACAAGAUUCUCCUUUCAAAGAUGAUGAUAGCCUCACGAGCUGCCCUCCAUUCUCAGCUCCAAGCUACAUGGCUCCAACAGUCUCAGCUAAAGCCAAACUCAGAGCAAACAGCAAUCCAAAGGAGAGAGUGGACGGUGCUACACCGGUGAACAACAAAAAGGAGAAGAGAAGGAGUUCGUUCCCUCUUGGUUCGUUUAAAUGGAACAAAGGGUCAUUGUUCAUGAGUAACAACAACAAAGGCCCAGGUUCAUCUUCUUCUGGUGCUGUGGUGCUUGAGAAGCAUAAGACACUCAAAUCCGUAAGCAAUAUGAGUAUCGAUUCCACUGUUUCAAUGCCUGCAACGAUUGGGAAGAGGUCUUUUAACAGAUUUGCUUGAAAUAAGAUUUGAACUUUUUCUUGUUUUUUUUUCUUUCUCAGAUGAUUUGUUUUACGAGUGUUUGAUGAUUUUGAGUGAUGUUUGUAAUCUGAAGUUACGAGUUUAAAGAUGUUAUGUUAAUAAUAAAAAGUAAACAACAAAAACAGA